AUGUCCGAUAAACAAAUCAAUCAAUUCAAAUCAAUGAAUAUUAAUUUCCGAGAUAAAUUACGUGAAGCAUAUUUAAACAAUAAACAUGAAUUUGACGAUCAAGAUAAUAAAAUCAUUCAACCAAUAUUAAAUGAUGUACUAUACUCUAAUGAUAAUGGUGUUAAUGGUAAUAAUAAUUUAAGGGAAUUAAUAAAGAAAAAAUGGGAUGGAUUAAGUAAAGAUAUAAAAGAUAUUAAUAAUAGUCGAUUUGAUAUACCGUCAACGAAUGGUAAUGAUGUAGAAGAUGGCAUUAAUAAUAAGGUUCAUGAAUUGGAUGGAGAAGAAGGAGAAAAUGAAAUGAAUGGGAAAUAUGAAAAUAGAAAUAUUCAUCAUCAAAAUAAGACAACAACUAACAAUAACAGUAUCAAGUCAAGAAUCCCAACUAUACAAUCAAAUGGUAAUAAAUCACAAGUACGAUUUCAACAACAACAACCCUCCAAAAAUGAUGAUGAUGAUGAGAUAAAUAAAUUGAAAAAAAUUAUUGAAUCAUUAAAUAAAAAAAUUAAACAUCAAAUAAUUGAAAGGAAAGAUAUAAUUGAAGAAUUUCAAACUAAAGAAAUUCGAAUGAUGAAAAAUCAUCAAAAUGAAAUUAAUAAAUUAAUUAAAAAAUAUGAAACAAAAUUGAAAAAUGAACAACAAGAGAGGCAAACAUCUAAUAAUAAUGAUGAUGAUGAUGGUAUUGUCAAUGAAUUGAGAAUCUCAAUUGAUAAAUUAAAUAAUGAAAUUGAUAAUAAAAAUUUACAAAUUUUACAAUUUACUAAUCAAUUAACAAAUUUAAAAGAUGAAAAUUUCCAUUUAAAACAAGAAAAUAAUCGAUUAAGAUAUGACAGGAACAACAACAACAACAACAACGAUAAUAACGUGUCACCAUCUAAAGAAACUAAUCAACUGGCCCAUUCUGAAAGUCAAGAAUUAAGGAAAAUGAUUGAUAAUUUAACAAAAGAGAAUAUUGAAUUACGAUCACAAUUUAAUCAAUUGAAAAAUACCAAUGCUGGUGCUGGUAAUGGUAGUUUUCAAUACGGUAGUGUUCAAGGUGAUGAUAGUGAUGAUAGUGAUGAUAGUGAUGAUGAUGAGGUUGAAGAAGAAGAACAAGCAAAUGAAGCUAGAUCUCGAUAUAAUGAGAAUGGUGUUACUAGGGUUUCAAAAUCACCCGAUAGACUACAAUAUGACACACAACAGAUAUUGAAGAAAGAAUAUGACAAAGUUCUGAGAAUUCCAUCGUCAUUAUCACCGCCACCACAACUACAAACAGUUGAUAAUAAUGAUAUUCCUACCCCUACUCCUACUACUAGUGAUGUGAUGAGAACUGCGGCCAAUGAUGAGGCAGAGUUAGAAAAAUCAAAUUCAAUGACCAUAGAUUUAUUAAAAGUGAAAAAAGAGGAAGAAAUAGAUACUACUCAAAAAAUGUUACGUAAACAUUGGCAUUAA
Candida albicans SC5314 is the source of this 1467-nucleotide messenger RNA. RefSeq lists its product as uncharacterized. The record is from RefSeq and is a predicted model, not a curated record. Lineage: Eukaryota; Fungi; Ascomycota; Pichiomycetes; Serinales; Debaryomycetaceae. The transcript has a single exon. Bases 1 to 1467 code for a protein of 488 amino acids.